AUGGACCUGAGCGGGGCCGUGGUGUGGUUCAUUUCUGGCAUCGCCAACAAAAAGAGUUUCACAGAACUGACCUAUGUAUCGCCUUGCAUCACACUGAGUUUCCUUGCCAACUUUAAGUGCUUCUUCCUCUUUCUGAAUGAAGAUAGUGUUGAUAAGCUCCUUGAAAAGUUGAGAGAGUUGGAGAUGAAUGAGAGAGCUCGUCCGAAACAUAAGGAUAAAGAAGCCAUUAUGAUUCAUGAGUACAAAUUUCUGACCAAUCUCAUUUCUUUUCUAAAUCUUUUCUUUUGCGGGUUGAUUGUAGCUUUCGCUUUAGGUCCUGUAGCUAUAACUAUUUUUAUAUAUGUCACUACUAAUGAGGUAGACUUGCAGUUACCGUUUCUCAUCAUUUAUCCUUUCGACGCUUUUACGAUGAAAUAUUGGCCGUGGGUGUAUCUUCAUCAAAUUUGGUCAGAAGUCGUGGUGAUAGUAGGUCUUGGUGCAGCAGACUAUCUCUUCUACACAUUCUGCUCAAACAUAAGUGUUCAGUUCCAACUUUUGAAAUACAACAUUGAACAUUUGAUUCCUGAUGAUGAGACUUGUGGACGUUUACCCAACAUUGAAGAAAUUAGAACUGAAUUGGUUGAUUUGAUAAAAUGGCAUCAGGAUUUAAUAAGUUCAGUGAAACUUCUGGAGACAAUAUACACGAGAUCGACUCUGUUGAACUUUGUUUCCAGCUCUGCACUCAUCUGUCUAACUGGAUUCAAUGUCUUGGCAGGCAGUGAUUUCGUGUAUGUGAUGACAUUUGUGAGUUUCCUAUUCUUGAGUGCGUUGCAGAUAUUCUUUCUGUGUUUCUUUGGAGAUCUGUUGUUGAAUUCGGCCAGGGCUGCAGUACUUUAUUGCGUUUGCACCCACAACCCUGGAUAUAAUAAAAUAAUAGAUGCUAACUCCAAAGCACUCCUCAAUUCGCCACUGCACUGGGUACUCACGUGUGUUACCGCAUCAGUACUUUCCUCAUCAGCAGCGGUACCAACAAUACCGUGGCUGGACGGUGGCAUCAUAGCUGGUACCACAGUCCGCGGCGAGGAGGCAUUGGCACGGCUAGCCAAAUGCCAAAUGCCAAAUUUAAACCAGAAAAGAGUACAGAUGUCCACUCGGUCGGAAUUUGGCAGAAUCUGGUAUUACUGA
This is a messenger RNA of Spodoptera exigua (beet armyworm), 1164 nucleotides long. NCBI's taxonomy places the organism in Eukaryota, Metazoa, Arthropoda, Insecta, Lepidoptera, Noctuidae. The record is from the annotation of a GenBank genome assembly.